AUGACUAUCCCAAAGACCCAGAAGGCCGUUUUCUUCGAAGAAAACGGUGAUCUUGACGUAAUAAAAUAUGACGAUGUUCUUGUCCCUGAAAUUGGGGAAGGAGAUGUGUUGAUAAAAAACAGGUAUGCCGGACUAAAUUAUAUUGAAACGUAUUUCAGGACAGGACUAUAUCCUAUUGAAAAGCCUCACAUUUUGGGCCGUGAGGCCACAGGUGAAAUAGUCAAAGUGGGUUCCAAGGUGGACAAUUUGAAAGUUGGAGAGAAGGUUGGAUAUCUUUCGACUGCCACGUUUGCGCAGUACACGAGGUUUCCAGCAACAGGGAACAUAUUGCGUCUUCCAUCCGAUGCAAGUGAUGAAAAAUUGAAGUUAGUUGCAGGUGCAUUACUUCAAGGUUUGACAGCGUUGACUUUUAUAUAUGAAGCAUACGACGUGCAGAGAAAUGACUACAUCUUGGUUACGGCAGCAGCUGGAGGAGUUGGCCUUCUUCUUUGUCAGCUUCUUUCGAAGCUCAAGAAAGCUCAUGUUAUUGCGUAUGCGUCGACCGAUGAGAAGCUCAAGUUGGCACAAGAAGCAGGCGCCGAAUACCUGAUCAAUUCCUCCAACACCACACAUGAACAGCAGGUGGAAAAGAUUUUAGACAUAACCGGUGGGAAGGGUGUGGCAGCAUCAUUUGACUCGGUCGGGCGUGAUACAGCGGAAUUGUCACUAGCAGUGAUUGGAAGAAAGGGAACGUUUGUCUCAUUUGGAAAUGCUUCCGGCCCAGUCCCACCUCUUCAGCUCAGCAGAUUAACUGCGAAAAAUUUAAAGGUAGUCAGGCCCACUUUGUAUGGCUACAUUACAGAGCAUGAAGAAUUCGAAAAAUAUACGAAACAGCUUUUCCAUUUGAUUGACUCUGGUGAGCUCAAAAUCUACAUAAGCAGGACUUAUCCAUUGGAGAAGUACGUUGAUGCGGCUCGCGAAUUUGAAGGUCGCAAGACCAUAGGAAAGCUGGUUUUUGAGAUACCACAGUGA
Ogataea angusta is the source of this 1011-nucleotide messenger RNA. RefSeq lists its product as uncharacterized. The record is from RefSeq and is a predicted model, not a curated record. Lineage: Eukaryota; Fungi; Ascomycota; Pichiomycetes; Pichiales; Pichiaceae. Gene Ontology annotation, biological process: cellular response to oxidative stress. Gene Ontology annotation, cellular component: cytoplasm. The transcript has a single exon. Bases 1 to 1011 code for a protein of 336 amino acids. Gene Ontology annotation, molecular function: zinc ion binding; quinone reductase (NADPH) activity.